CACAUGGUAGGAGGGUAGAUUAUCAUUUCUGAGUAGCAAAUUAAUUCGAAGAAUUCGACGCUUUUCGGAAGGUGAGAUUUCCUCGUGAAUCACUGUUUUUGUAAGUCCAUGUUUUUUUCUUUACAUUAGAAGAAUUGAGCAUGAUUUUAGGUCAGCAACCCGUGGUUUGAGCUGCGUGACAGACGACAGAAGGGUGUAACUCGUUGAAUUUGUACAUCUUGUGUGAACAAGAGACAAUUAAGCAUCAAUUUUUGGAUAUUUGAAAACAUCUGACAAAAGCUAUGCUAAAUUGGAUGUUUCGAAUCGCAUGAAGUGUGGUAACGAUGAGUUCAAACUUAAAUUUGUGAAUGCGUUGACGUGUUUACGAAAUGGGAUACAUUUAUGUCACACCACAACUCAUAGCUACAUUAAAUCAUGCAAAAAAUAUUUUGUUUUCAGGGGUAUGUAGCGGUUAACUUUUAUCCGAAAAACUUUCAACCUUUCCGUAGAAAUACUAUUGUGUAUUCAAAUCACAUACUGAGCUCUUAAGAUUGUGAUUUCUAUCUGAACGUUUGCACUUUAAUUCUCAAGACCGAACAGUGUAUGUAAGUUUAUGCAAUGUCCAGGUGACAUUACCCAAUAAAAAUUAAUGUUUUUGCAUUUGGUUCUUUCUCUCAAGGAGCUUGACUUACCAUUGAUCCAGAGCCAUCUAGGAUGCCCAAUGUAUACUUAUGUUGCAUAAUAUCUAUUAAAUUGUCUGAUUAUAAUACAUUUUGUUUCAUAAAAUUCAUUUCACUGCAAAGACCAUUGCAUUUUGUAUUUUUAAAGGAAGAAAUUUGAAGUUUUAUGGUUGAUUCAGGAUUUAAUUCAUUUUGGUAUUCUUUAUUGAUUUUGAAAUGAAUUACAGUCAAUUAAAAAAAACAAUAAUUCUUGUGUUUGUUUGCAAAAAUGAAAUUUUUAGGUUAGUCCAGAUACCACAAUGAGCAGCAACAGACGACUAAAGUUAAUAGCAGGCCACUUAGACCAGCAGAGUAAAACAGAUGUGGUUAAACAAAAUUGUGCAGAUGCAACAGCAGAACCAACCACUGAGGCUGAGGACAAAAAUCCAGGCAGGCAUGACAUCCUGAAGUGGAAUGGCUGGGGCUAUGAUGACUCAAAGUUUUUAAUCAAUAAGGAUGGCCAGGCUGUAUUCACAGGAUCUCGUUACAUACUUGGAGGACACUCUUUCCCUAAAUUGGUGGAUUGGUUUACAAAAUCAUGCCAUGCGGAUGUAAACAUUUCCUCUCCUGCUCAGCCUCUUCCUGAUCCAAGCACUUUACCAAGUUCACAGAUUAACCAGCCUUUCUUAGAUCAUGUCAAGGGAACAGGAGUGCAGUUUUCUUUGGAUCCACAUAUGAGGCUUUUCCAUGGUCAUGGGCAUACUUGUCAUGAGAUCUUUGAGCUUCGUCAUGGAAUGCUGCACAGGAUUCCAGACAUUGUCAUUUGGCCAAAUUGUCAUAAAGAGGUGGAGAAGGUAGUGCAGCUGGCUGUUGAGCAUAAUGUUUGUAUUAUACCUUUUGGAGGUGGUACCAGUGUGUCCAGUGCAUUGGAAUGCCCAGUUACGGAGAAGAGAAUGGUUGUGUCCUUGGACAUGACAGAGAUGAAAAAGAUUCUUUGGGUUGAUGAAGAAAACUUGGUGGCUCACAUUGAGGCAGGGAUUAUUGGUCAAGAAUUGGAAAGACAGGUUAGUUUUGAGGUGUUUGUUAGUCCUCUGUGAACUUGGGUCUGUCAUCAUGGAAAGAGAAAGCUUUUUUUAAGGUGUUUUCAACAAGGUGAAAAAAAUUCUUUUCUAACAUCAUAACCAUGGGCAUAGUUUUGUAUCCCUCAUUUCAAUCUCAACCUAUUUUAAAAAAAAAUUAUUUUUGUGAAUGUCAUUUAACAAUUCAACAUCUCCAUGUUAAUUUGGGGUGUAAGCAUGAAUUUUCAACUGUCUUACCAGAGUUUCACAAAAGUGAUGAACAUCUCCUUAAACAGACAACUUGUUGAGAACAGACAACUUGUUAGCCAGGGUGUGUUAUCUUGAUUUAAAACCAUGUUCUUUUCAAAGAUAUGAGUCAAAAGAGAGAAUUGCAAAUCAAAUCUUGAAGGAGGAAGGGUAAAUGGAAUCAAAAAGCAUACCUAAAAAUUAUCAUGAAUCAUUUAGAGUGUGAUAUAUAUUGAGAUAGGGAAGAAAACAAAGAGACUGUACUUUCAUCCCUUCAACCCUUACAUCAGGGAUGAAAGUAUAGUCUCUUUGUUUUUUCCCCUAUCUAUAUAUAGAAGAGUUGUUUGGGCUACUCACACCCCAGGGCCCCCCCCCCCCCCCAACCCCACCUCACCUUUGUUCCUGCUCCAUUUCCCCUUUUUGAUACUGAACUGAAUACUGUACUUAAAAUUUCACAUGGUAUGUUUUUUCAGCUGAAUGCCAGAGGUCUCUGUGUAGGUCAUGAACCUGACUCGCUGGAGUUUAGUUCUCUGGGUGGUUGGGUCGCCACACGUGCAUCAGGUAUGAAGAAGAACAUCUAUGGUAAUAUUGAAGACAUUCUAGUGCGUGUGCGCAUGGUGACAGCAAGAGGAACGGUUGAAAAAAGCUGUCAAGUUCCCCGGAUGUCUACUGGCCCGGAUAUCCACCAUUUCAUCAUGGGCUCGGAGGGAACGCUGGGCGUGAUAACUGAGGUUAGUUUGCGGAUCCGUCCGUUACCUGAGUGUAAAGUCUAUGGCUCUAUUGUGUUUCCCACGUUCGAUAUUGGGGUGGCUUGCGUGAGGGAGAUUGCCAAACAGCGCUGUGCUCCAGCUUCGAUUCGCUUAAUGGAUAACGAACAGUUCGUGUUUGGACAAGCUCUGAAAUCUGAAAGUGGAUCGUAUUUCAAGUCUUUUAUCGAUGGCUUCAAAGCUGUCUAUCUGACCAAGUUUAAAGGCUUCGACCCACAUCAGCUAGCGGUAGCUACACUUCUUUUUGAGGGAGACAAACAAACUGUCGCCAGCCAACAGAGGAAAAUUUACGAAAUCGCUUCCCAGUUUCGUGGGAUUCCAGGGGGCGAAGAAAACGGCCAGAGAGGAUACAUGUUGACCUUUGUGAUCGCCUACCUAAGGGAUCUUGGCUUUGAUCAUCACUUCCUUGCCGAGUCAUUCGAAACAUCUGUGCCCUGGGACAGAGUCACAGACCUGUGUCGCAACGUGAAAGAAGCGCUGAAACGGAAGUGUGCAAACCUUGGAAUCAAGUACCCACCCUUAGCCACCUGCAGAGUGACGCAGACAUACGAUGCCGGUGCAUGCGUUUAUUUCUACUUUGGCUUCAAUUACCGCGGGCUACCCAACCCAUUAGAGAUGUACGACGCGGUGGAGAGUGCUGCCCGCGAUGAAGUUCUCGCCAAUGGUGGUAGCUUGUCUCAUCAUCAUGGAGUGGGCAAACUCAGAAAGAAGUGGCUUCGUCAAACCGUCUCUGAUGUAGGUAUUGAAAUGUUAAGAGGCAUCAAGCAGGCAGUGGAUCCUCAGAAUAUUUUUGGAAAUGGAAACCUGUUAUGAUUUCACAAUAGGUUGUGAAAAAUUAUUCUAUUCAAUAGUAGAGAGUGUACUGAUUUCGAGGAUGAGUAGCGUCUGAAGUUAAAACUCUGAGUAAACUUUCGCCGUAAUAAUCAACAAAGUUUUUUUUUUAACCCAGACGGAGAGUUUGAAAGAAGGUUAAGCAUAUCAGUUGAAAUAUCAGUACCUUGUCGUGGGGAUCACUGCUGAUCUAACAUGGGAUAUUUACUGGGCUGGAAGUAAGUUUCCAAUCACUACAGUUGUGAAAUAACGAACCGAAAAAGGUGCUACGUAAUAUUAGAGUGGUUUUUUUGUUUUGUUUUUUUUUGUUAAUGAACCGUGAAUCAGUAUGAUUUAUCUUGAUCUCGACACCUGUGGUUUGAAUGUUAAGUUUUAAAGAUCUAAAUUUUCCAAAAAAAAAAAAAAAACUGAUUCAGACGCGUUCUUCACCCAGUCAUUGAUUGUCGUAAAAUUUGGCUUUUAACUUACCUGAAAGAUGAAUCUCCUUUACCUUAUGUGAAGACUGAAGGAGACUUUGUUCAACGAGUACUUCUACUGUAAGGAGAACUGUGUAAACCUCUGGCAAAAUUUUUUGAAAGAUUUUUCUUCACAAUCAUUCGUGGUUGGAAAAACUUCUUAGGUUAUCUUUGGUUGGUCGUGGCCUUUAAUCAUCUCAGUACUUGAAUCGCCAAAAUCCAUUAAAUAAUUAUAAACUUGAAGUAAACAAGAAAUUUAGGAAACGUAUCCAGAGUUGAUCUUUUAAGACCUUGUAUUUGAAACAGGAUUAAAGGUAUAAAUGAAGGGUAUGUGGAAGGCACCAGAUGGCAGCGAGAUGUAUGCGCCAG
Molecule: messenger RNA, 4364 nt
Organism: Pocillopora meandrina
Lineage: Eukaryota; Metazoa; Cnidaria; Anthozoa; Scleractinia; Pocilloporidae
Source: the annotation of a GenBank genome assembly